AUGGCCUCCUCUGGUCUGCAGCCGCUGCAACAGCAGCAGCAGCCGAACCAACAAUUGCAAUCGGGCAGCAAACACCCGUCCAGCAUGCAUCGUCUCCCUGUUUCUAGCCUUAUGUCUCCUCCAGAGACCAAACCCCUGGAAAGCUUUCAACCCUCACCUCUUCCCAGGCGCGAUCCCUCCUCUAUGGGUGAUAUGAAACUUCCCCCCAUCUCCGCUGAUCGCAAGCGUACCCAGUCCGAGAUGGAUCUCCCGUCGCCACCAGUAACUCCCUACACGGGCGCCAACAAGAAGCGACGCUCGCAUACUGCUGACCAGAUCGAGGGUGACGCGGAGGCCGCUGCGCGCGACCCCGUGCUUUUCCCUCGCCAUGAUUCUCUCACCCGGGAGGAGCCUCCCCUCUUCGGUCCCAUUCCACCCCCGGCCGCCGAGGCCUUGGUGGAGCAGCACAUCAAUUCCCACAUGGCUCGGUUUGAGAACAAGCGGAACAGACCCUCGCGCGAGGAAUACCUACUGGCGCUGUCCUGUGUUCCCACCGUCGCAACCCAGUAUAACCGCAAUCCGGCUGCCUGGGCCCGCGAGGAAUGGGACACUCUGCAGCGUCAGCUGGUUUUGAUGAAUCGCCACCGACCGGGGGAUGCGGAGGCUAAGCUCAAGAAGAUUGCCCCGGCCCCCGUGAAGAAGAUGGGGGGAUUGCCUCCGCGCGUUCAACGGACUCGAGUCAAGCGCACCCCUAAAUCAACCCCCAAGCAACAGGCUCUGGACUCCUUUGACUCCCCUCCGUCGGUCUCGAAGCCCCGUGCCCUGGGAACAAACCGGGAUGACACGGAUUUCAUGGCCCUCCCAGACUUCUCCCCUCCUCUGGACACAAUUGGUAGCAAUGCCAAGGCCCUGAAGGCUGACUGGAAAGGUCAGAUGUUGGAUUUGAGCAAUGACCCGGACCGACAUUUGCUCAGUCCUGCCGAGCUCAACCUAGCCUCCACGCUGCGACUCUCCUGUGCCACCUACCUUUGCAGCAAACGCCGAAUCUUCGAGGCGCGGGUGCGGGCUCUCGGUGUAGGCAAGGAGUUCCGGAAGACCGAUGCUCAGCAGGCCUGCAAGAUCGAUGUCAACAAGGCCAGCAAACUCUGGACCGCCUAUGACCGAGUGGAUUGGUUCAAGCCAGAACAUUUUACUCACUUCCUGUAA
Molecule: messenger RNA, 1185 nt
Organism: Penicillium macrosclerotiorum
Lineage: Eukaryota; Fungi; Ascomycota; Eurotiomycetes; Eurotiales; Aspergillaceae
Product: SWIRM domain-containing protein
Exons: 1
Coding region: 1-1185 (394 amino acids)
Biological process (GO): regulation of transcription by RNA polymerase II; chromatin remodeling
Cellular component (GO): nucleus; SAGA-type complex
Molecular function (GO): transcription coactivator activity; protein binding; chromatin binding
Source: RefSeq, a predicted model, not a curated record